Messenger RNA from Rhineura floridana, 777 nucleotides. RefSeq names its product claudin-16-like. The record is from RefSeq and is a predicted model, not a curated record. Bases 1 to 651 code for a protein of 216 amino acids. Gene Ontology annotation, molecular function: structural molecule activity. Gene Ontology annotation, cellular component: bicellular tight junction; plasma membrane. Lineage: Eukaryota; Metazoa; Chordata; Lepidosauria; Squamata; Rhineuridae. The transcript is spliced from 5 exons. Gene Ontology annotation, biological process: cell adhesion; bicellular tight junction assembly.
AUGGCUGUGGCAACGGACAUCCUGGUGAUAUGCCUGGGCGGGCUGGGCCUUUUGCUCCUCGGCCUGGGCACUGGAUCUGAUUGCUGGAGGCAAGAUGCCAAGGACCCCCUGUCUUCGGUGGGCUUGAGCGUCCGGUGCCGGGGAUUGUGGAGCGAGUGCGUGUUUGAUAAUGUGGCCAACCUCUGGACUUGUGACAUUCCCAUUUCAUAUCUCAGUGAACAUCCAGCUGUUCUUGUGGUCACUCGGGUCUUGGUGAUUCUCUCUGGCUUCCUGACCCUUUCUGCCGUGCCUCCCUUCAUCGCGGGGAUGACAUGCACCAAGCUGAUCCGCGACAGAGUCCCUCAGAAACACAAGUUUGCCCUUGCUGCUGGGAUCCUGUUGCUCUUAGGAGGGCUUUCUGGAGCUGUUGCUAUUCUCUGGUAUGGCAUCGACACAGUCCAGAAGUAUAAGCUAGAGGUCAGCUUCGGCAUCCCUGGCGUGACUUAUGAGCUUGGCUAUUCCUACUGGAUGGCUGCUGGGGGCGUCGCUUGCACCGCUUCCAGUGGCACCUUUUUGGUCGCGGCCAGCUGUCUCGAUGCCCGGGUGCCACGGAAAGAGCGGAAUCUUCUAUGCAGCCCACCGGCCUCCAAAGGGCAGCGGACAUACCUGUGAAUGUGGAGCCCAGCAGCAUUUUGCUGUCUAGGAACUAUUGUUUGUUCAGGGUGCUGGGAACCAUAGCUCUGUGAGGGGCGAGCUUCAGUUCCCAGGAUUCUUUGCGGGGGAUCCAUGGGCUUUCAA